Molecule: messenger RNA, 4830 nt
Organism: Scylla paramamosain (green mud crab)
Lineage: Eukaryota; Metazoa; Arthropoda; Malacostraca; Decapoda; Portunidae
Product: organic cation transporter protein-like
Exons: 11
Coding region: 298-1521 (407 amino acids)
Biological process (GO): transmembrane transport
Cellular component (GO): membrane
Molecular function (GO): transmembrane transporter activity
Source: RefSeq, a predicted model, not a curated record
UUGGCCCCACAAGCCCUUGGCGGUGCUUUCCUGGCUCCGCGACUUGAGUACUCUUGUCGUUUGAACAACUCGAAUAAUGUGGCCUCCGUCAAGUUGUCCUCAUUGCUGUCAGAGACAAAUUCUUCAUCCUUCGUCACAUCAAGGAAUGAAUGUCAGUACACAAUUGACACACCAGAGGGCAAGAUAAUAGAAGAAUGCACUGAGUUCCAUUUCGAUAACUCUACUUUCUCCUCCACCUUUACAUCCGAGUAUCAAUUAGGUUGUGACAGAAGCUAUCUGCAGACCUCCUUCCAAAGUAUGUACAUGCUUGGGUACUUCGUGGCAUCACCCGUCAGCGGCUAUUUGUCAGACAAAUACGGUAGGAAGAUAAUGUUGAGGCUCGGUUACGUCGGAUUCCUAUUGUUGGAUCUGAUGUCUGCCUGGCUGCCUCUUCUCUCCACCAUCCUCGUCUCUCGCUUUUUUCUCGGGUGCCUUCAUGCAGUCUGUGCCUCUGUCUCCUUCGUUCUCAUGAUAGAGGUCAUGGAACCCAAAAUGAGGACUGUAGCUGGUAUAGCUGAGGGCAAUUUUUGGGCCGCGAGCAUAAUGCUGUAUGGUGGCUUAGCCUACUUCAUAAGAGACUGGAGGAUUCUCCAGACAGCAGUGACCCUGCCCGCACUACUCAUCCUGCCUGUUUUAUGUUUUAUAGAUGAGUCUCCGCGAUGGUUGUUCAUUAACGGCAAACCUCAGGAAGCCCUCCUAGUUCUCGGCAAGAUGGCUCAAUGGCAUAAUGUUGAAGUUCCACCUGAGGCAGCGAUGACAGAACUGGUUGACGAACUGCAGGAAACACGGGCUUCCACGACCCAGCAACAGCUGUCCUUGUGGGUUCUCUUCAAAUCCAUUAUACAUGGAGCCUUGAUGUUGUUCAGGACACCCCGUCUACGAAUCAUCACCCUCUUCAUCUACGUUGACUUCCUCAUGGUGGGGAUGGUAUACUUCGGACUAUCACUCAGUGGGACGAACAUAAGUGAGAAUCCCUUCGUGUACAUGGUGCUGUCCGGUGUUAUGGAGGUACCAGCCUAUUCUCUCACUAUUCCCAUUGUGCAUCGCUACGGCAGAAAGCGCACGCUUUCCGUUUUGUUCGUCAUCAGCGGAAUCAUUCUCCUUUGUUUAGCCUUCAGUUCUGCAGCGAAAAGCACCGUCGCAGUAACUCUCGCCUUGAUGGGAAAGGUGACUAUCACAGGGAGCUUCCAAAUUGCCAUCAUCUUCUCUGGCGAACUUUUCCCAACGGAGGUGAGAAGUCGAGGCGUUAGUACCUCCUGCAUGAUGUCCCGACUAGGGGGGAUUGUGGCGCCUUUCAUCACGGAUGUGGUGGGCACCGUUUACCCUUGGGCACCUUUCUUUGUCUUUGGGUUGGGUGCUUUGGUUGCAGGAGCAGGAACCUUGUUGCUGCCGGAGACUAGUAACCAAAAAAUGCCUGAAACCGUGGGGCAACUGGAGUCGAGGGAGCCACUCAGGAGAAAGCUACGUUCAGCGCCUGUUUGAACUGCGUCAAUCAACGAUCGUUUUGCUACGCCCACCAUCGUCGAUCCAACAACAUAUACUUCCUCCUCCUCUUUUAGUGUCUUUUCUUGUGCUAGGCGUGACAUAUACUGUCCUUGGUUCCAGAGUUUAGACCUGAAAAUAAAUAGAACAUUAUGGAAUUGACAAGAUAAAAUUCUGGAAUAAGAGAAUUCCAUGCAUCAUACAGUACAUUUAAACAAUUUUAAAAGAGAAUAUGUCAAAGAAACCACACUCUAAAAACGGCACGUUAAAAUAAAAUAAUUUCCAAGGAAAUGAUACAGUAAUGAAUUGCCGUAUUUAGGUCAUUCAGGAUGUGUUGGUAUAGCUUUAUCUUAUUUUUUUUAUUUAUUUAUUUAUUUUUAUUUAUUUAUUUUAUUUAUUUAUUUAUUUUUAUCUAGAAAGGGCAAGGGCCAAGGGCAACAAAAUUUAUAUGAAAAAGGUACACUCUAAUGUCAAUCCACAAAUAAGAAGAACCAAAAGGGUUAACUAAAACUAGAGAAAUGUAUUGAGGGAGAAGCACGUAAGGCGUUCCGGAGUUUGGCAGUGAAGGGGAUGAAAGAGUGCAAAUACAGAUUUACUGAUGCUUUAGGAAGGUGGAAAGAAUAAUGGUGAUGAAAAGCAGAAAAUCUUGUGCAGCGAGGACGCAAAAGUAGGGGAAAUAUGUAAUUAUAUUGGAGCAUUUGAAUAUUUACUAAUAACUAGCAGUUACAUAUACACAAUGUGGAGGUAUAUGUAUAUAUAAUUCAAUACAUCUCAUAUUUACAUAACUAUAGUUUGCCUUUUAGAAGAUCCUCCAAAGUAGAUGUGCCUCUGUUUUUUUGCCUCUGCUGGUUGGAGGGAGCUAAGGAGGUAUUAUUCUGAUUUUCCUUGGAAUGACUGCUGCUUCCGUGUCAGAGAACCGACUCUUUGUGCUGAGCAAAUAACAGGUGUCUGGCAUCGAGGCGUACAUUCCUCAUUCUUUCUCUCGACCUAAAGCUCCAAACCUUGGUUUUACGCAGCCUGUUCUCGUGUUAUAAAUGACAGAGAGGUGGCCCAGAAAAGAUAUUUGACUCUCCCAUCACCAGAAUCUCAUGCACUUUAAAUUUCUGCCCUCAGUCAUGCCAAGUCUGUUUUCCAACUUGCCAAAACUUCUUCAUUACCAGAAAGUGUAAAAAUUUUUCUAGCUCUAACUCCCCUCGUGUUUUUUUUUUUUUUUUUUUUUUUUUUUUGCACCUACCCAAAAACAUCUCCAGUAAGUUUGCUUGUUCAUCUUUCACUCCCUGAUGACACCACUGCCAUCUCAUCUGUUUCUAAAGCUGAACUCUUCUCUCAAACCUUUGCUAAAAUAUCUACCUUGGAUGAAUCAGAGCUCGUUCCUCGCAUUCCACCCUCUAACUACUUCAUGCUACCCAUUAAGAUCCUUCGCAAUGAUGUUUUCCAUACCCUUGCUGGCAUUAAUCCUCGGAAGGCUUAUGGACCUGAUGGGAUCCCUCCUAUUGUUCUACGAAACUGUGCCUCCGUGCUUGCCUUGUCAGACUCUUCCAACUAUCUAUUAACAUUUACCUUUCCUUCUUGCUGGAAGUUUCCCUACAUUCAGCCUGUUCUUAAAAAGGGUAACCGUUCUAGUCCCUCAAAUUAUCGUCCUAUUGCUUUAAUUUCCUGCCUUUCUAAAUUUUAUUAAUCUAUCCUCAACAGGAAGAUUCUUAAACAUCUAUUAUUUCACAACCUUCCAUCUGAUCGCCAGUAUGGCUUCCAUCGAGGCUGCUCUACUGGUGAUCUGGCUUUCUUUACUGAUUCUUCGUCAUCCUCUUUAAAGAAAUUUGGUGAAACUUUUGCUGUUGCCUUAGACAUAUCAAAAGCUUAUGACAGAGUCUAGUACAAAGAUUUGGUUUACAAACUUCCCUCCUACGGUUUCUAUCCUUGUCUCAAGUUUAUUUCUGACCGUUCUGUUGCUGUUGUGGUAGACAGGCACUGUUCUCUUAAAUCUAUAAACAGUGGUGUUCCUAAUGGGUAUAUCCUUCCACCCACUUCUUCCUAUUAUUCAUCAAUGAUCUAAACCAAACUUUUUGUCCUAUCCACUCCUAUGCUGGUGAUACUAACCUGCACUUUUCCACGUCUUCUCAUAGACAUCCAAUCCUUCAGAGAGUAAACAGUUCACUCAGAGAAGCCACAGAACACCUGACCUCUGAACUCUCUAAAAAUUUUUGAAUGGGGAGAGCAAACUUAGUAUAGUGCAAUGUCUCAAAAACUCAAUUCCUCCAUCUAUCAAUUUGACACAAGCUUCCAGAUAACCAUCCCCUCUUCUUCAGUGACACUCAACUGCCCCCCCUCUUCUACACUGAACAUCCUCGCUCUUUAAUAUAGUUAUAAUUUAAACUGGAAACUUCACAUCUCAUCUCUAGCUAAAACAGCUUCGAUGAAGUUAGGAAGUCUUCAGCCUCCCUCUCAUCGCCGCAAUGUUGCAUUUCUUGUUAUCUUCUACCGCUAUUUUCAUUCUAACUGCUCUUCUGAUCUUGCUGACUGCAUGCCUACCCUCCUCCCGCAGCCUCACUGCACAGGUCUUUCUUCUUUCUCUCACCUCUAUUCUGUCCAUUUCUCUAAUGCAAGAGUUAACCAGUCAUUUAUCCUUUUCUCUGAUAAACUCUGAAACUCCCUGACUUCUGCUUUCCUCCUUCCUAUGACUUAAACUCUUUCAAGAGGGAGGUUCCGAGACACUUUUGACGACCUCUUUUGACUCUGUUCGGGGAGCAGCAUCUCAAGGGGCCUUUUUUUUUUUUUUUUUUCUUGUAAUUAUGUUGUCCUUGGCCGGUGUCCCUCGUACAAAAAUAAAUAAAUAAAUAAAAGAAUAAAUAAAAAUAAUGGGGAAUAAGCUCGUACGAAGAUCAGUGACAUGUUGAAGUAAAUUUAUGUUGAAAUCGAUGAGUAGAAUCGCUUUUGUAUGUCUAAAAGUUUCAUUAGAUAGUAACUCGUUGGUAAUACAUAUUAAUUCAUUAACAGCUAUAUGUUUACUGUUGAGCCUGCAGAUAACUGAAAUUAUAUCAUCCAUGUGUCCUAUUUUUAGUUUAAAUGAAGUAAUUUCAAUGUGUCUAUUAAUAAAAGAGAUCUGGUUUAGAACAUCUGCAUUUAUUACAAUAUAAUUAUACAAUAUAAAUAUAAAUAUAUACAAUAUAAAUAGUAAUCACUCCAUGUUUUCUAUCAGUUCUUAGUGAAAUGAGUAUAAGCUUCCAUAGAAUAAAGAUGUUUAGUGUGUUCUUGUAGCCAUGCUUCUGCAAUAACAAUUACAUCAGAUAGUUUACAUAAACUGCUAAGAAA